AUGCUUCAAUCGGACAACGCUCUGUCUACCGUUGGCAAAUCCACAACAAUGAACACAAUCACCCGCUUGCCUUCACAGGCUGUGGUGGGGUCUUCUAGGACAUUAGGAGUACUUGUGAGGCAUCGUAAAUUUUCUUCAACAAGAGAGAAUUGCUCCGUGAAUGAUCCUCGAGUGGUGGCAGAUGCCUUUCUCAGCAAGUUUUCCAACGGCCAGACAUUUAUUCGAAAACAACUGCUAGACGCCAAUCAAUUGCGACUGUUUUCUUUGACACUGGACCGGGGACAUCUAUGGUCGAAUUCCACCUUAUCCUCCAAGAAUCUGGAAGAAGUCGAGCCGCCAGCAGGGACCCCCAUACCACCGGCUUACCAUCUCGCGUACUUCACUCCUGCACAGUUACCGGGAAUUCUCGGCCUAGAUGGAACCGACGCCUCUUUCAAUCCAGAUGCGCCUUUUACGAGACGGAUGUGGGCCGGAGGAUCAUGCCACUGGCCUGGUGCGGACCCCAAAUCUGCCUCACCAGCAUUGUUGAGAGUGGGUGAUGUGGUCACCGAAGUGACCAAAGUCUUGAGCUGCGAACCUAAAGUGAUCAAGAAGACCGGCGAGAGCAUGCUGGUGGUCGGGGUGGAGAAGGAAUUCAGGAACAGCAGAGAUGAGCUUUGCGUGCUUGACCGACGAAAUUGGGUAUUCCGACCCGCGCUCGACUCUUCUAAAUCUGCUUCGCUUGUGCCAAAGCCUAGCGAGUUGACGACUGCGGAACUUGACCAAGCAGCGAAGGGCAGGAUCAUUCGAGAACACAACCGGAGCGAGGCGACGCUCUUCCGGUUCUCCGCCCUCACGUUCAAUGCACACCGAAUCCAUUACGAUAAACCGUGGGCCACGGCGGUGGAGGGUCAUCGGAACGUGGUGGUCCACGGACCCAUGAAUCUGAUAACGAUGCUAGAUCUAUGGCGUGACGAAAGAGUGCGUCAAGACCGAACCGCGACGGGACGAAGUGAGCUAGUGUUUCCUCAAACGAUUGUGUACCGAGCAACCAGCCCUGUCUACGCAGGGGAGCCGUAUCGAGUGGUCAUGGAAAAUGAAGCCGUGGGCAAGAAGGAGGCAGAUGUGCAGGUCGUCAGCAAUGACGGUACAGUGUGCAUGAAGGGCACGAUCACUGAUUGGUGA
Messenger RNA from Exophiala bonariae, 1164 nucleotides. RefSeq lists its product as uncharacterized. Gene Ontology annotation, cellular component: mitochondrion. Lineage: Eukaryota; Fungi; Ascomycota; Eurotiomycetes; Chaetothyriales; Herpotrichiellaceae. Gene Ontology annotation, molecular function: (3R)-hydroxyacyl-[acyl-carrier-protein] dehydratase activity. The record is from RefSeq and is a predicted model, not a curated record. The transcript is spliced from 2 exons. The coding region runs from base 1 to 1164 and encodes 387 amino acids.